This is a messenger RNA of Neocloeon triangulifer, 2968 nucleotides long. RefSeq lists its product as uncharacterized. The transcript is spliced from 5 exons. Lineage: Eukaryota; Metazoa; Arthropoda; Insecta; Ephemeroptera; Baetidae. The record is from RefSeq and is a predicted model, not a curated record. Bases 912 to 2591 code for a protein of 559 amino acids.
AAUUGUCAUGAAACGUAUUGUACUAACAUAAUAAUAAAUUAUUCAAAAAUAUAAAACACUUUCCAAAGCCGAAAAAAAUUAUUUUGAUGCCAUUGCAAAACCAACCGUGAAAUUGAUCAUAAACACAAUUCUCGUCGGUGCAGAAGCUCUUGUUGGCAGAAGCCGCAGAGAAAAAGAAGUGAGCAACGAAUCGGCGCAAUAAGGGGGCGUUGGGUUGGUGGAGUCACGGAACCUGAGUUUUUUGGUUGUUGUUGUUAACCUUUUGUAGCAGAAAGUCCAAGUCCAGAACCAGCAACACCUGCGAAGAUAGCUCGCUUCAGCAAAACUUUCAUAACGACUAGGAAGCAAAGACCUCAAGCACCAAAAGCACCGUGCCGCAACAUUUCUUCAAAACCGAGUGCCAAAAUUUCAAAAUCACAAGUUUCUGUAGGAAGUAAAAGAGCAGGUCCAACUUGACAUAAAAUAGUGCAAAGUGGUGUGGUUAUUAUUUUGACAUGUAACGUCAUCAUUUUUCUUUUGAUUAACUAAUAAUUUGCUGAGCUGUAUAAUUUUCGUGCUAUGCAUUUAUUUGCUGUAUUGAUUUCAGUCCCAAUAAUAUGCUUGUGUCUCCCACCGUUAGGUGGUGUAUGAAUGUUAUUUUUCUAGUGCUGCUCCAGCAGCGCAUGUACGCAAACGCGUUUAAUAAAAGAAUUAUUAUUAUUAUACUUUUCCAUUGCUAUUGAAGAAUUUCACAAAACCCAAAAGCUCGCCUCUCCUUUUUCAAGAAAGAUCAGGGUUGACACUGACUUGACAGGGAUAAACGAAUAAAUCAGAUAAUCAGUCAAUUUGCGUGUAUCAAUAAAAAUUAGGCGCUUCGCGAGACUGAUGUCAGCUAACUCGUGUUGCUGUCUAUAGAAGUUGCCGAUAUCGGCAUGUCGGACGACAUUGCAUUUAUGAGUGAUUGGUUCUUUGCUUUGAUUAUGAAAGCAGUGAAUAUGGAACGAUGGAAAGAACGAACGGUUUUGCCUCUUUCCGAAAUUUGCUUCAAGACGAUAACACAAAACGCACACAUUUUCAAAGUCAAAAGAAACGGAGUAUCACUGCUGGAAAUAAUUCCGAAACCACUUGCAAGAAAGUUCUUCCAAUUCAUCGGGACAGCAUUGACUGAAAGACAAAAAUUCACUUCCAAGGUAGAUUUUGAUUUUUUGAUGCCUUUGGUAAACGACAGCUUCACCAAGUUCGAUUUUGACAUUGUGACCCAACUGGUCGCUCCGACGGAACAACCGUUCAAGAACGUGCAAAUAGCCUGCGUCCUUCUGCACCACAUUCAGAGAAACUGCACCAAAAUCGAGUGGCUGCGAAUGUACUGGCCAAGUCAGAUGCAGUACUUUUUCCCCUGGGAAAGCGUUGUGCAGUGGAGGGAAUUGAAAUUUCUCAGUAUCAAGGAUUUUAUUUGCGAGCCGAAGACACUACGACUCAUCUUAAAAAACCACCCGAAUCUCAGGGGACUGGAAAUUACCAUUUACUACAACGAAGAGGAAAGCAGCGAGUGCGUUGGAUACCUGACGGCCAUGAAAAACCUGCAACACCUGAGUUUGCAAAUCACUGGGAAAAAUAACUCGAGUCAAAUCACGCGGUACAACCCGCACACAAUCACCGCUUUGAUCGCGAACGUCGCGGCCAAGACGCCGAACCUGACCAAUUUCCACUUCUGCCAUAACAAUUUAACCCACAACAUUUGGAACGGCUUCCUGGAAAAAUUCUCUUCUUUGGAACAAAAUGCAAAGAGAAAAUUGCACAUAGUUGAACUCGUACUGCACGAAUUGGAGUGCGAGUGGCCGAAAAAUUUGACUGUUGGAAAACUGAAAAUCCUCGGUCUUGUCUUCGUGUCAACCUCAGCACUUGAAAAAAUGCGCUCCAUUUGCACGGAAAAAUUGAUUGCUGUUGAACUAAAAAAUGUCCAAGACCAAGAUGUUUACCGGUCGCUGGAAAUUUUUGGGCCGAAAUUAGAGCAGUUGGGGCUCAAAUUCAGAUUGGCGCAAGCCAUGACGAGAAAUUUGAAUUUGUACCGAGUAAUUGAGAUGUGUCCAAAUUUGAGAAAACUUUUCGUCGAUGAAUGUUCGACACUAAAUAGACCAGCGGACUGCACAUUGAGCGCCGAAAGUUUCAGUCGAAUGGAAACUUUCGCCCUCUACAGGACCAAAUACGAAAAUAUAAUCUACGUCUAUCGCAAAGAGAACUGCGAGUUGCUCAAAAUGUUUCUCACCGGCUCGCAAAAGCUCAACAACCGCGUGCACAUUUUCGUGGCCGAAAUGAUUCCGUCCGUUCUGCAGACAAUCCGAGAAGACCACGAGUGCCUGAAAGACAUCAAGGAAGUGCAUUUUGACGUUGAGUUUCCUGAAUCUGAGACGCAGCAGGUGAUGCAGAUCGCCAAAAUCCUCAUGCUUCGCUCGCCGUUUUUGAGGCGGAUCAAAAUUUGGUACCGAUACACGUCAUUUGAAGCGUACCUGGAAAGGUGGUUUUUGAGAAUGACUGAAGCUCUGGACGUUUCUUUGGAAUACGAGCCCAUUUACAUGCGACCACUCGAGUAUGAGGUGUUCAGUGAAAUUUGACUUUAGAACGCGCACACAUAAGAUUUUAUAAAUUGUAUGCCAUUUUCUUGCAAAUUUAAAAUUUUAAUUUAAUUUGCACCUGGCUCCUGUUUCAAAGAUGGGCGGCGUGUAAAUAAAAUAAAAUUAAAUUAUAAUAAUUUAUGCAAAAGUUAAUUUAAAAUUAUAUUUUACAUUAUUUGCAAGGUUUUUUCACUGAAAAUCAGUUCCCCUGUAGUUUCCAUGAAUGGUAAAUUUGAAAAUUUCACGUCAAAACUCCUAUCAAAAUUAAGGAAAUAUUAUGGAUUUUUUUUAUAACAAUUUCUUCCAAGGAAAUGUUAACUAUUAACGCAGAAAAAGGCAUAACUAAAUAGUAAAAUAAUAUUAAAUUUUAAUUGUAA